AUGCAAAUUUUAAGGUACUAUUAUGGAAAAUUCACACAUCAUAAUCUUUUGCAUUCUACAGGUUUCAUAAAGGAGAAGAUAAAGAUAAAUUUUGUGAGAUCUUCUCGAGUGGUGAGGGUUACAGGAGAACGAACACUGGGAGGCAACAGAAUAAGCAACUUCGAGCAAACAUAUCCCGUUCCAGAAAAUUGCGAGGUGGAGAAACUUCACGGUAAGUAUGAGCUUGGAACUCUCAUUGUUACCAUGCCAAAGAAGCCCUUUGCUGUUUCACAAGUUUCUCCCAAAUCACCUCACCAAAUACCUCCAAUUCCACCACUUAGUUCUUCUGAGAAACCUGUGCUUGAUCUAUCAAAGCCUAAAGAAGUAGCCAUGCCUCCAAAAUCUCCACUCCCUAGAAUGGAACUAAGAGAAAAACCUAUUGGAGAUAAGUCACCAAGGCCUAAAAAUGUUCAAGAGGAAACCAUGUUGAAACCCACACCAAUUUUUGCUUCAACCCCAUUAAAGGAAAUAGGUAAAUCUCAAAAAGGUCAAGGGGAAAUUGAGCCAAAAUCCACCUCAGCAAUAAGGGGUCAUGACAGAAAAAUACAAGAUAAAAAUGUGGUGGAAAAUAAGCAAAAUGACAUUGCAACAUAUAUAGAAAAAGUGAAGAAGAGAAUACAUGAAAAGGAAGAUGAAGCAGAUCGGAAUAACCCUAAUGAGAGAAUGAAGUCAGGUCAGAGAUACAUUAAUCACGAUGAGGUUUGGAAAGGAGCAGAGAUAUUGAAGACAAGACCAAAGGAAGGUGAAGGGUCCACUGCUACAAAAGAAAAGGGAAAAGAAAGCACCCACAGAAGCAUCGACAAAGGAAAGAGAAAAGAGGAGGAGGUGUACACAAUAGAGAAGGGAAUAAAAGAAGUGGUUGCUUCAGCUUCAGAGAUAGUGACUAAAAUUGGAGAAGGAAACUUGAAUGAUGAAGAAAAGCCUUUGGUUGCAAACAUGGGUGCUGCAAUUCUUGUGAUUAUGGCAUUGGGAGCUUACGUGACUUACAAGUUUACCUCUUCUAGCAGAGCAUGA
This is a messenger RNA of Sphenostylis stenocarpa, 1053 nucleotides long. Lineage: Eukaryota; Viridiplantae; Streptophyta; Magnoliopsida; Fabales; Fabaceae. The record is from the annotation of a GenBank genome assembly.